Molecule: messenger RNA, 810 nt
Organism: Lactuca sativa (garden lettuce)
Lineage: Eukaryota; Viridiplantae; Streptophyta; Magnoliopsida; Asterales; Asteraceae
Source: RefSeq, a predicted model, not a curated record
AUGGAAAGGAACCCUAAAAGUUGGUGCAGGGCAUUCUUUGAAGUGGGCAGGGCUUGUGAUGCUUAUGAGAAUGGCAUAUCAGAAAGUUUCAACUUUGUUAUUGAUCUUGCUAGGAAAAGGCCACUCAUCACCAUGUUGGAAGAGAUAAGGAUUUAUGCAAUGGAGAGGAUGUAUAAAAUGUUGCAAGAGGGACAAAGUUGGGGGAAUUUAAAAAUAUGUCCAUCUAUAAGGUUGAAGAUAUCAAAGCUAAAGAAACAGCAAAGAUUUUGGGGUGUUAUACCAUCUGGGAUACAACAAUAUGAAGUUAGGAUUGGAAAUGAUGGAUAUGCUGUGGACCUUAACAACAACACAUGUGGAUGUAGAUCUUGGCAAGUAUCAGGUAUCCCAUGUGUGCAUGUAGUGGCAGCCAUUUCAUACCUCAACAGGAAUGCAGAGGAUUAUGUUGCACCAUGGUUCCAUACAGCCAUGUUCUUGACUUGUUACAACCAUACCAUUAACCCACUUAAUGGUAGUUCCAUGUGGCCUGAAUCUCCCUACAUGAAGCCAUUGCCUCCUCAAAAAAGAAGGUUACCAGGAAGGCCAACCCUUAAAAGGAAAAAAGAUCAAUCUGAGAUGGAAAGCAAGGGGAAAACAAGGCAUACUAUCUCAAAAGCAGGUUCAGUUAAUAGAUGCACUAUUUGUAGAGAAAGGGGCCACAAUAGAUCAACAUGUCCUACUAGACCAGCAGAUGUAGCAUCCACUUCAAGGCCAAAAAACAAGAAACCUAAAAAAAGUAAAAAAAGAGAAAGGUAUGCUAUUAAAACAAUAUAA